Molecule: messenger RNA, 3096 nt
Organism: Mugil cephalus (flathead mullet)
Lineage: Eukaryota; Metazoa; Chordata; Actinopteri; Mugiliformes; Mugilidae
Gene: thap12a
Product: THAP domain containing 12a
Exons: 5
Coding region: 104-2260 (718 amino acids)
Source: RefSeq, a predicted model, not a curated record
UUGUUGUUCUGUACCUGUGCAGCUAGCGUUAGUAGUUUCCUCUGCUAUCUCCUAAAGAUUUCGCUGCAGAAACCUGGUCUAUGAUUUAAAAGCAAGAACUAAAAUGCAAAAUCACUGUGCUGUGCCGGGUUGUCCCGGUGGAAAAUCUGACCCUCAGCCUCUUUUCCGGUUUCCGUGUGAUCCAGAAAGGUCCAAGAAAUGGGUUGAAAACUGCCAGAGGCCAGAUCUUAUAGAGAAAUCACCAACCCAGCUGUACAGAUACUACAGACUCUGUGGAAAGCAUUUUGAAUCAUCUUUGAUUGAUAAUGUUUCUCAGACUGUAGUGCUGAAGGAUGGUGCCAUACCCACAAUCUUUGAUGUGCCAAGCCAACCUCAAAACAAACAGAUGAAACGCAGUCAAGACACGAGCAAAGAAAAUGAAACGGAGAGUAAGGGGAGGAAAAAAACCAAAAAAUCUCAAGCUGAGACAGCUAAAAAAGAUGCCCAGACAGUACCAGAGGAAGACGAGUACAAGGAGUAUGUCAGGUCAUUACUUGAAGUCCUCCUACUGUUGGGAGAGCAAAGCAUUCCUCCUACAGGGCCCACUGAUAAUAAAGAGGGGGACCUUAGUUCGAGCAACAUUCAAGCUUUGCUAGAUUAUCGCAUAGCGUGUGGAGAUGAGGUCCUAAAAAAGAGGCAUGAUGUGAAUAAGGAGUGCUGCACUUUAGAACAGCUCAAUCAGCUCAUUGAUGUGUGCGAGAAGUACAUCCGCAGUCGGCUGGUGGACGAAGUGAAAGAGAACGGCUUUUAUUCUUUACUCACUGAUAACCCUGUGAAGUUCUCUGGGGAAUGGUACCUCCCCGUAUGUCUUCGUUAUGUGGACCAGUCCAACUGCCAGCAGGAAAAGUUUGUAGGAUUUUUGAACUUUGAAGGAGAUGGAGAAGCCCUGGCAGAGAGACUGCUAACUGAAAUGACGGACAAAUGGGGUUUGACUCUGGAACAGUGUAGAGGUCAAGCCCACUCCUGCUCUGGGACACACUUAAGUCAAAUAAAAGCAUUUUCUGCCAAACUGGUUGAGAAGUAUCCAAAGGCAGUGCUUUCGCUGAGAUCUACUCAUACCUUGAAUGUGUCACUGGCCAGUGGUAUGGCUUUGUCGGGUGUUCAGCUCGUCAUGUCCACCUUUAAGAAGAUUGAGACAUUCUUCAGUCAGUCCCCUCUAGUGCAGCUAGAGUUGGAGCACGCCAUUUCAAUAUACUUCCCAGACAAAGAGGAGAGAGCCAAUGAGCUGAAGGAGAUCUGUCGAACCAGCUGGACCAGAAGACAUGAUGCAUUUGAGGUGGCGUUGGAAAUUCUGGAGGCACUGCUCCUCUGUGUGGACAGCAUGCAUGACAACGAAGACAUGAGGUGGAACGAUCAGGUCACACAUGACGCCUUGGAGAUUUCAAAGGCGCUAACUGAUUUUGAGUUCAUCAUGGCGUUGGUUGUGCUUAAAAAUACUAUGACACUUACUCAAGCCUUUGGCAUAAAUAUACAAGGGAGUGCAGCAGAUGUGCAUUUCGCUGCAAUGAGCUUCAAAGCUGUCUUGCAGUCCCUGAAGGAAGUGUCUGACAACAUCGAUGUGUAUCAUGAGUUCUGGAACGACGAGGCAGUUAAUCUGGCCGCCAGCAUGGAUAUCCCAAUCAAAGUUCCUCGGCCGUUCCUGAGGAAGGUUCAGGCAGAAUCUGGAGCCAUUCGACCAGAGAGUUACUACAAGGAGCACCUUUCUGUUCCUGUGGUGAACCACAUCAUCAGAGAAAUGAAUGAGCUCUUCUCUGAGGACCACCUGAAGAUUUUGAGAUGCCUGACACUGGUUCCCGCCGUCAUAGAGCAGCAGAAGUCCACAGAACCCGAAGAAGAGAGCGUGCAGGUAUUUAAUGAUGACAUCCCUAAUGCAGCAACGCUGUCCGCCGAGCUGCACUGUUGGUGGGUUAAAUGGAGCAAAAAGGGCAAAGGAGAGAGUUUUCCCUCCAGCCUCCGCGAGACACUGCAGCUGGCCGACGUGAAGUUCUUCCCAAACAUGCUCGCGGUCCUCAGGCUGAUGAGCAUCCUCCCCACCCUGGCCCUGGAGGACAGCUCCAGUGUGGCACAUAAGCGCUUCAGGAUGUACAUGAACAAUGUGCCUGACCGAUUCAAAUCAAAAAGCCUCGCCCUUUUGAAUAUGAACUACGAUGUUGAGUUUGAUCUUGAUGCAAUGGUCGAGAGCUACAUGAAGACAUACCCUGACGGGAUGGAGGUGUCCUAGUCAGUUGUUGAGCCUCUAGACCUCAGAUUAAAGCAGCAUCUUUUCUAGACUGAUUUGUUUUCAUGUGAUAAAAUGUAGAAAAAAAGAAGUGGGACACACUUUAGUCCUGGCGUUGCUACUAUGCUAUAACCCCCUCAACACCCUGAGAGCUUAGUUUUGCAGUUUUGCUAUCUUCUACUGUUCCAAACUGUUCAGUUUACACUUUUUAUGUAGCUAGUGGGCAUUUAAUAAGCACUCAAAGGGAUCAAAUCUGUGUCUGCCUGUAUCAAUAAAUGUAUAGGAUCUACACUUUAUGGUCCUUAUUCUACAUUUGUGAGUAUUUUAUGCUUUUCUUGACACUGUUUUGAACAAAGGCUUAUCCAGAAGUGAUGCGGUUAUGGCAGCAUCUAGCAUUGGUUUCACAGUUACAGAUUUUUUCUUUUGCUUGUGGCUGGUAGCUCCGCCCCUGAUAGUAUCUUCCACUAUCUUGCAAUUUGCGGAUUAUUUUUAUGAAUGGAACGUAUACUUGAAUGAAGAGCUGAGUCACCGUCUUCCUGGAGACUCGCAUUUCUGCUGUAGUGUUUGGUGUUAAUGUGUAAUCUGAUAUGUUUGGAGACGAGCACCAGAGUUGUUCACGUGCUCCCCUUCUCCACCAUUCAUUCUUUUCUCCAAAAUAAAUAAAUAAAUCUUUCAAGUGAAUUUAUUUUGUAACUUGUGCUUAAAUGGGAGAUGUUAUCAUAUGUUGUUGUUCCUCCUCAAAUCACACAGUGCAUGUUGACUGCCCUGAAUUUUUAUAAAUGAGUUUCUGUAAUUUGGAUGUAUUUUAUUUGUUUUGGACAAUAAAACCAUAAAAUGAU